Messenger RNA from Drosophila subpulchrella, 979 nucleotides. RefSeq lists its product as uncharacterized. NCBI's taxonomy places the organism in Eukaryota, Metazoa, Arthropoda, Insecta, Diptera, Drosophilidae. The transcript has a single exon. Bases 1 to 876 code for a protein of 291 amino acids. The record is from RefSeq and is a predicted model, not a curated record.
AUGGCAGUAUCUACGAAAUUUGCACUAGUUUUUCUACUUGGCUGGGCUUUUUUCCUCGCUGGAAUCUUUGCUAUAAAGCCAAGUCGUCAGGAAGCGGAGGAGAAUAUGUCCAGGUUCAUGAGUGUCCUUCGAAAGGAGCAGUUAAGUGCCGGUUCCCCUCGAUUCAAUGAUGUUCUGGGCAACGCCAGGGCUAUAAUCGAGUACCAGGAAACAGGAUUCAUUGGGAUUCGCAGCAUUUUCCAGUGGAUGACCAGCCCGAAUCCUCGCAACGAUGGCGUCUAUAACUUUCUGCAGUUCUAUACCACCGAAUCGAGUGGCUACAUAGGAUUGCAGAAUUACGACAAGAGCUCCAAGUACACGGUUCUAUUUUCCGUUUGGGAUGCCACAAGUGCAAGUCCAGGUGAUAAUUUCGAGUGUAGUACGUUUGGAGGAGAGGGCAUCGGGUACAAGUGCUUCAAUUACACCUUCCCGCUGAUCAGCAAUGCCAUAUACUUCCUGGAUGUGCAGAUCGAGGGUUCUACCUUCAGGGGAUAUAUCUCGGAGCCGCAGGAGAAUCUGGACAGUGUGACCAGCAAUCAGGUGACCCGUCAUUUGAUUGGCGAGAUCACCACCCCCCAUGAAAAGCUGACCAACCUGAUACCCUUUGGCUACUAUAAUGAGAACUAUCGCGAUAAGGACACCUGCAGGGAGGCCUUCGAACUUGUGACCGUCAACCAGGCUCCUCAUCAAUAUACAAAAUAUGGUCAUGCCAACACCAAGUUCACCGAGGCCUAUCUCUAUAAUUCCGAGUGUGAGGUGGAGAAUAUUUUGGUGGCCCUUACGGCAGACAAGAAGAGCACUAUCUAUUUCACAAGACCCACUGCUUUGGAUCUUUAAAAUAGAGCAUAUAAUGAGGUAUAAUUCUCUUUGUUACAUUUAUUUUAUUAUAUUUACGAGCAAAUACUUAUAAGCAAGAACUUAAUUGGAAAUUCGAUUAAUC